Molecule: messenger RNA, 2495 nt
Organism: Linum tenue
Lineage: Eukaryota; Viridiplantae; Streptophyta; Magnoliopsida; Malpighiales; Linaceae
Source: the annotation of a GenBank genome assembly
UUAGUUAAACAACACUGGCCAUCGCAAACCUUAUGGGAUACUGGCUCGACAGGAAAAUAGCUUAGGACGCCGAGCAGGUGUUCGACAAAAUGCGUCAUAGAGCAAGCGACGCCAGACGUCACCAAGUUUAUUCUCUUUGUUUCACGUCCAGCAGGGGGGCAUAGACCUGAGUUGAUUAUGGCGGAGAUAAACUCGAUGGAAGAGAAAGGCAUUUCGCCAACCAUCGCGACCUAUACUUCAGCGGUGAAUUGUCUCUGCUCGUCGGGGAGACUCGAGGACGCAGAGAAGGUGUUCGACGAAAUGACAAUGAACGGUGGUGGGUCCAUCUACAGCAGCGUACACUUGCUUUCUCUAAGAGUAUCACAGAAGAGGCCAAAAAGGCCAAACCAUUUGCGAAAAAGCUUCAAAGGUGGACUUGCUUUCUAAACACAUGGACUAGUCAAACAAAUGAGCCAUCGCCAGAGGCCCCUGCUUUUUAAUAAGCGCUGAUUGCCCUACACUGUUAUUACUUACCCCUCGCGAUGAACUGUGCUUUCCCACAACCUGUGAGUGAGGUGUCAUGCAUUGAAGAAAAGCCAACCUCCUUUUGUUGCAUGGAAUGAAAAGUGAAUUGGACAGGGAAAGAAAGUUCCUUGCUUUUUCAUGAGAGGAAGAAUUAGCUUCGAUGGUUCGAUAUAAUAUUCAUGGAUUGCAAGCCAUAGUUUCAGGAUAUAAGAAAUCUUGUAUCAGAAGAAAAAAUGGAGCAGCUGCAGCUACUUGAUGACUGGAAGCUAUCCAAUUCCACCAAAGAAACUCUUAAGAGUAGCUUAAAGCAAGAGAUUUUGGAGCUGCAACAGCAAUUGGAGGACCAGUUUUUUGUACGAAAUGCACUUGAGAAGGCUGCAGUGGGUUACUGGAAGAGUCUUCCCAAUCGUCAUCAUCAUUUGACCCAUAAUGAUGUGUUUAUCCCUUCGUCUGCCAAGGAACUGAUCAAGGAAAUAUCAGCACUGGAGCUUGAAGUUGUGUACUUAGAGAGAUAUCUUGUGUCUCUUUAUAAACAAAAGUACGGUUAUUACGACAAGGCAGAAUCCCCUGAAGCUAUGAAAGUGAAACGAGUUAGCCAAACCAGAAACAAUGUGGAGGCUGGAACAAAGGAAUUACCCCAAGCUGAGAAUUUGUUGCAGUGCUCAAGUAGCAGCAGCAGUAUCAGAAGAUGUUACUCGUGGCUAUCUCAUCGUUUCAAUUCUGCUGCAGCUAUUUCUAGAGCCCUUGAUUCCCAUCAUUCCCUUCCCUUGUCCUUGUUCGAGGAUGCAAGUCUUAAUGGUGGUGGCUGUGGCAAUGGUAUGGAGAUCAGGCCAAAUUGGGUUUCUGAGGAGAUGGUUAAGUGCAUCUCCAGUAUAUACUGUGAACUUGCACAGCCAAGCUCAAGACUUGGAGUUGAAGGCUCAUCAUAUUCAUACCAAUUGAGAGAGGUUGGAUGGAUGAGUAUAGAUGUCCACAAGCUACAACAAGUACAGCAUAAGAUUCAGCGCUUCAGGUCACUUGUGUCAAAUCUGGAAAGAGUGGAAGCUGGAGAGAUGAAACAUGGCGAAAAGCUGGCAUUUUGGAUCAAUGUUCACAAUUCACUAGUUAUGCAUGCAUAUUUGGAGUAUGGCAUUCCAAGGAACCACAUUAGAAGAAUGUCUUUAGUGCUCAAGGCUGCCUACAAUGUUGGUGGUCGCGCUGUCAGUGUAGAUAUGAUCCAGACCUCUAUCCUCGGAUGCCACUUACCUCGUCCUGCACAGCAGUGGCUUGGAGUGCUCCUUUAUCCGAGGAGGAAACUGAAGACUGGAGAUUCCAAGAGAUCAUAUUCCAUCACUACCCCGGAACCUCGUCUCUAUUUCGCACUUUGUACAGGCAAUCAUUCUGAUCCACCGCUCCGAGUGUACGGUCCAGAAACAGUUUUCGAGGACUUGGAAGCCGCAAAGCAAGACUACAUCCAGGCAUCAUUAAAUCUACACAGGCAAAAGAACAACAAAGUGAUGCUCCCAAAGAUUGUGGAUUGUUUUGCCAAGGAUUCUCAGCUCUGUCCAGCUGCUCUUGUCGAAACGGAGCUGGACCAUCUUCUGCCUGCAUCUGUCACGAACAGCAUUCGACGCAGAAUGCAUAAUAACAAACCAAUCUGCUGGGUUCCUCAUAGCUUCGAUUUCCGGUACUUGAUUUCGAGAGAAUCCAUGGAAGAUAUUAUCCAACCAAACUCCUUUCCAGGUUCAUGCUCUAUCCAGAAUUCCUAGUCAGUCUUGGUGUAUCUUUGGCUAAGGACGAAGCGUGGGGCGAAAGUCAGGGACUUGGUGUCCCGUAGUUGUAGGGCAAUGGGAGCAGGGGACCAGACAUGAACAAUUGUCCGACAUUGUUUUUAUUAAUUCAUUGAGACAUUGACCCUUCAGUUUGUAUUCUUAACUGAUGGAUGACCUCUAUCAUUAUAUAAUUAAUUAACUACAUAAAUAUAAUAUAACCCAUGCUCCCUCUAUUGUUAA